AUGGACAUGCUGUCCGAGGACACCUGGUGGAGCGGCAGGGGCAGCCAGACUGUGGUGGGAGGGGAGGACAGAAACCCUUCUUUCAAGACUGAAGAUGAGCCUCCCGGGGCCACUCUGAAGCCGCUGGUGUUCCGUGUGGACAAGACCACUCCGAAAGUCGUGCAGAGUGUCCUGCUGGAGCGCGGGUGGGACAAGUUCGACGAGCAGGAGCGGAAUGUGGAAGACUGGAACCUGUACUGGAGGACUUCCUCUUUCCGGAUGAUCGAGCACAUCAAUAUCAAGCCAUGGCAGAGACUCAACCACCACCCGGGCACAACCACGCUCACCAGGAAGGACCGGCUGGCCAGACACCUGCAGCGCAUGCGGAGGAUGUAUGGCGCCGCCCUCUACGAGUUCGUGCCCGAGACGUUCAUCAUGCCCAGUGACUACACCAAGUUCAUAGCCGAGUACUUCAGGGAGAAGCAGACGCGGGGCGCUAAGCACGGCUACUGGAUCUGCAAGCCAGCAGAGCUCUCACGUGGCAGGGGCAUAAUGAUCUUCAGUGACAUUAAAGAUCUGAUCUUCAGCGAUGCGUAUAUAGUGCAGAAAUAUAUCUGCAACCCUUUGCUUGUCGGUAGGUAUAAAUGUGACCUCCGCCUCUAUGUCUGUGUCACUGGCUUUAAGCCUUUGACCAUUUAUGUGUAUAAGGAGGGGCUAGUACGGUUUGCUACAGAAAAGUUUGACCUCCAUGAUUUGAAAAACUGUUAUGCACAUCUGACCAACAGCAGCAUCAAUAAGUCUGGGGUCUCCUACGAGAAGAUCAAAGAAGUAGUUGGUCGUGGUUGCAAGUGGACCCUCAGCAGGUUUUUCUCGUACCUUCGCAAUGGGGACGUGGAUGACCUGCUUUUGUGGCAGAAGAUCAACCACAUGGUCAUCCUCACAGUCCUCGCGAUGGCUCCCUCCGUCCCCUUUGCUGCCAACUGCUUUGAGCUCUUCGGGUUUGACAUCUUGAUUGAUGACAACUUGAAGCCGUGGCUCUUGGAAGUGAACCACAGCCCUGCCUUGUCCUUGGACUGUUCCACAGACGUGUCCGUGAAGAGGAAACUUAUCCACGACAUCAUUGAGCUGAUCUGCUUAAACGGUCUAAGAAGCGAGGAGAAAGAGAGCCGCAAGGCAGCGAGCGGGAACCCCGACCCCCUCUUCUCUAGGGGCGCCAGGCGCGGGCGCGGCGGCCCUCACACUCAUCUUCCAUACGGGUCUCUCCUGCGAUUCACAGGGAGGACGCACAGUAGGACCAGCCCCGCCACGGAGAAGGCUGUGAGCACCUGCCCUACCCGCCCGCGCACCACUCAGCUGAGAGAAACGGCAAACGGGCAGGACCUGCUGCUGUCGACCAGGGAGGCGCCCAAAAUCAAGGCCAGCCUCAGGGGCAGGCGCACGCCAGGCCCGACGCUCAUCCCCUACGUGACCCUCACCCAGCCACACCCCUGCAGGACCAAGAGCCCCCCGAGCGUCCCCGACACGGGCCCAGAGCCAGACCCCCAGGCAGGCAGCUUCACGCUCAUUUUUCCUUUCAAUGAAGCCACCUCGGGAGCGUCCAGGAAUGGGCUGGACGUCAGGAGGAUCAUCCAAGAGCUGCAGAAGCUGGUGAGCAAGCGGCAUCCCCACGCGCCGGGAAGUGGAGCCAAGCGGAGGCGACGCGCACUCCGGACCCAAGGGGAGCGGCAGGUCCAGCACCUCCUGCCUGCAGCACAGCAGCACAUGGUCUGA
Sciurus carolinensis (gray squirrel) is the source of this 1749-nucleotide messenger RNA. RefSeq names its product tubulin tyrosine ligase like 2 (gene Ttll2). NCBI's taxonomy places the organism in Eukaryota, Metazoa, Chordata, Mammalia, Rodentia, Sciuridae. Gene Ontology annotation, cellular component: cilium. Gene Ontology annotation, molecular function: tubulin binding; tubulin-glutamic acid ligase activity. The coding region runs from base 1 to 1749 and encodes 582 amino acids. The record is from RefSeq and is a predicted model, not a curated record. Gene Ontology annotation, biological process: protein polyglutamylation; microtubule cytoskeleton organization. The transcript is spliced from 2 exons.